Molecule: messenger RNA, 3006 nt
Organism: Acanthosepion pharaonis
Lineage: Eukaryota; Metazoa; Mollusca; Cephalopoda; Sepiida; Sepiidae
Source: the annotation of a GenBank genome assembly
AUGGCUUUUGGAUUCCGUAUGUUAUCAACAAACAAGGGUGCCAUGAAAACCCAACAUUACAAUGUUGAGUGUUUUUACCCAAGUUACAUCUAUAAUAGGCUUUGUUCUUCUCAUUUUGAGAAGUUGUUAUCCAGGAUUGGAGAUGAAGCCAUGGAAUUACUGAUGGGCAAACGGUCAUUAUUCAUGUUAUUACCUCCCAAUUCCUAUCUGCAGUUGACUGGAAGGAUUCCUGAUUUUCCUCCCCCUGUUGUUUCUUUGAGCAAUCAGUCCAAAAACAAAAAACAAAAAAUGCAAAACUUGGCUGACCAAAUAUAUUCUCUUUGUCAAAGGGAUCAGAAUGGUCAACCCAAAUCCAAGAAGAAAGAAAGCGAACUGUCAGUAGGCAUUAAUAAAAAUAAUGAUCCAAAGACUCUGAAGAAGAAAACUCGAAGAGGCAAAAGAAAACCUAAAAACAUCCUAGCUUCUUGCUCCCUAAUGAAAAUGUCUUUCAACCCUUACAACUUCUAUGAAGUUAUCCCUCAUACAUAUAUCUUGUAUGCUAAAGAUUUGCACCAAAGGUUAGAUAAAUAUCUUUGUACAACCAUGACAAAUCAAACAUCAGCCUGUGAACUAGUCCCUGGCAUAUCUGCAUCCUCAACAGCUGACUCUGCUUGUCCCAAGUGCCAAGUAAAAUCCUUUCUUGCAAGUCAACUGAAGCCCUUGUUGCAAAAACUAAUAAAAAAUCACAGAUCAUGUCAUUAUAUAUCAUUACUGAAUUAUCACUGCCCAAUUGCUGUGACUAAGGCUAAGCUGCAGAGAAGAGCAUCACUCAACAAAAUAUCUACUAACCAUUCCAAGGAAAAUAUAAAUACAUCUCCAAAGAAAUCAGCAGGAGUAAAAGUAAUCAAAAGGUUAAUAACAAAAAGAAGGAAAGCCUCAAUCCAAAUGUUGCUGGAUGAUUAUGUUCUGCACAAACAGGUUUACCGUUUUCUUCGAGCCUGUUUGCUGCGUUUGAUUCCAGUAGAGCUUUUAGGAUCAAAGCAUAAUGUGACUAUCUUGCUGAAGAAUGUGAAAAAAUUUAUCUCUCUUGGAAAAUUUGAAAAACUCUGCCUUGGUCAAAUAAUGAAUGGCAUGAAGGUAUCUGCUUGUGGCUGGUUGAGGAAAAUUCCUUCCCUUUCUUGGCGAUGUCAUCUUCUCUGUCAGUGUUUGGUGUGGAUUUUUUUCAAUAUCAUCAUGGUGAUCAUUCGAGGUUUCUUCUAUGUAACAGAAACAUCACAUUAUCGAAAUCGUUUGUUCUAUUACCGGAAACCUGUAUGGCUCCAUUUACGGCAACUUGCAGUUCAAAAUUUUCUUUCAAAAGGCAUGUUAAAACCUAUAAAACAUGAGGAAGUCUUUCAGAAAAUGGUGAAAGGAGUUUGUCUUGGUGUGUCAUGUUUGCGUUUCCUUCCAAAGAAGAAAUCCUUUCGGCCAAUUAUAAAUAUGAAUUGUGCUAACCUGAAAUCAUUACCUAAGAAGCUUCCAAUCAAGCAACAAGUGUCUGGCCUCUUUUAUAUUUUCAAUGUUAUUAAGGAAAAAUACCCAGAUUUAAUGGGUCAUUCUCUUGAUUUUCUCCAUCAUUACUUCUCUUUCUUACUUCUGCUGCUGAAGUCUUUCUGUUGUUAUUUCCAGUGUAUGGUUGCAAAGGAAAGAACAAAUAAGGAUUUAAGUGAAAUGAAAAGGACUUACCUGGUAUGGAUUCACCAGUAUGAGUUCAUGAGGCCCCUCUACUUUGUGAAAAUAGACAUUCAAGAAUGUUUCAACUUUAUUAAUCAAGAUCUCUUGAAAAAUAUCAUGAGAGAUAUUUUAGAUAUGGUUGGUGAGGAUUUCAUUAUUCGUAAAUAUGCAAAAAUAUUUUGUAUCGAAGGAAAACUGAAGAGAUCAUUUUUCUAUGAAGCAACAGUUGAAUCAGAACACAACCCUAAUUUUAAAAAUUACAUACAGCAUGUAAAAGACAAGAAAAAAUUGGGCAAUUCUGUUAUUAUUGACAAAGUUUUGUAUGAUCACAUGAAGUUUGAUGAGAUAAUAAAGAAGCUGCACUGUCAUGUCAGCAAUAAUGUUGUCAAGCUCGAUUCGCACUACUACACGCAAACUCAGGGCAUUAGCCAAGGUUCUGUAUUGUCAACUCUUCUUUGUAAUAUCUAUUACGGUCAUAUGGAGAACAAAAUGCUGAAACUUGACUCAGAUGCAUUGAUGAUGAGGAUGGUAGAUGAUUUCCUUUUAGUAACACCUCAAAAGUCAACUGCUUUUAGGUUUUUGAAUAAGAUGCUGAAUGGUAUACCAUUGUACAAUUGUAGCAUUCAGCCUGAGAAGACACUUAUCAAUUUUGCUUACGAUCACAAAACCUAUGGAAAGUUGCCCCAGAUUUUAGAAACAGAAAUGCUGCCAUGGUGUGGAUUGUUGAUUGAUACUAAAUCACUGAAUAUAAAGCGAGAUUACAGCCGUUUUUCAGGUUUGGGUAUUUCAGACAUACUAACUGUGAACCUGACCCCACAAAUGGCAGCAAACCUUUGCCAUAAAAUUCUCAAAUGUAUAAAUCCAAAAUGUUUGGCUAUAUUUGUGGACAAAAAGAUCAACGGUAUCACCACAAUUGCAUGUAAUGUGUUUAAUCUUUUCUACUUGGCUGCCUACCGAUUUCAUGUCUUCAUCCUAAGAUUAAUCACUAAGCAACAAACACUGGAUAGUGCACAAUUUUUUUUCAGAAUCAUCCACUAUAUUGCUGACCAGUUCUUUAAGCUUGUCAAGACAAAGAUGAAGCAGAUAAACUCCGUCCAAAGUUAUCCUCUUUCAAAGUGUGAAAACAAAUGGUUGUGUUUUAUGGCAUUCUUUAUCAAAGUUUCACAGUAUCAGAGUCAGUAUAUAACAUUACAUUCAAUGUUGAAGAAGGCCUGCUCUCAAGGCAAAGCUAUGUUGUCAACCAAAAGAAAGUCAUUGCUGCUUAAAACUGUUAUGGAUGGACAAUUAGAAAGUGUCUUGAGUUCAAUGAAAUGA